Messenger RNA from Suillus fuscotomentosus, 729 nucleotides. Its product is annotated as carbonic anhydrase. Gene Ontology annotation, molecular function: zinc ion binding; carbonate dehydratase activity. The record is from RefSeq and is a predicted model, not a curated record. The transcript has 4 exons. Lineage: Eukaryota; Fungi; Basidiomycota; Agaricomycetes; Boletales; Suillaceae. The coding region runs from base 138 to 647 and encodes 169 amino acids.
CGUGGUUAUCUAAUCGCGACUCGAGUUCUUCUUCCCAUACUGAAGACACUCGAUGGCGUCAAAAUGAGUGGAGAAGACGAACUGUUCACAGAGUAAUACCCCACGCUAACAGAACUCCAUCUCUAUCUUGAACUUCCAUGGCUGAGGUUGACUUUAAGCAAGCAAACGAGAGCUACGCUGCCAGCUUCGGCGAUAAUGGCAAAUUAAGCAUUCCACCAUCCAAGCAUCUUGUUGUCGUGACUUGCAUGGAUGCUCGCCUUAAUCCUGAGGAGUUCCUCGGCCUGAAUGUAGGGGAAGCACACAUUAUUCGGAAUGCUGGUGGGCUUGCCAAAGAAUCUCUUCGUUCCAUUAUCAUUUCACAGAGACUCCUCGGAACUAAAGAUGUGCUCGUCAUUCACCAUUCUGAUUGUGGAAUGCUCACUUUUUCCGAUGAGCAACUUCGAUCCAAGGUCACCAAUGCACAUCCUGGAGAUACCAGUGUGUCCGAGGCGGUGAACGACCUGCAGUUUGGACCCUUCCCUGAUUUAGAUAGGAGUGUGAAAGAUGAUGUCACGUUCUUGAAGAAUCACCCGCUUGUUCUGAAAGAAGGAAAUAUCACUGGAUGGGUGUACGAGGUUGAGACGGGAAAGAUCAGAGAAGUUGCGUGAUAAGACGGCGGUAUAACGAAUGGUCUAUAUGACAUGUGUAACCUGUACAAAGAAUGAUCUGUAUGAGGUGCAACCUAGUGCU